GCUAAUGUUUACAACCACUGGGGCUGUCAAUAAGUUUUUAUCGCAUUUACUGUGAUUUUGUCGAUAUUUCAGCAACAAACGAUAAGAAAAGUAAACAAUGGCGCAAACUAAAUGACUUCUUCUUGCAUCCAGGUUUCCGUCCACUGUGAGCCCCCCCCGGUUGGUCCUGACUCACGCUGACUGAGCCGUCAUCUGGAAACAACAUCUCAGUGUAAAUUUGUUUGGUAAACAGCGUCCCGAUGGAGUGGGUGUUCAUCAUGAACCGGAUGAGCUCUCAGGGCAGCUCUGCGGCCCAGCGGAGGCGCAUGGCCCUCGGUGUGAUGAUACUGCUGCUGGUGGACGUCAUCUGGGUGGCAUCCUCGGAGCUCACAUCAUACAUCUUUAAGCGACAGGAGUACAACAAGCCGUUCUUCAGCACGUUCACUAAGACCUCCAUGUUUGUUCUCUACCUGCUGGGUUUCCUGCUGUGGCGGCCGUGGAGGCAGCAGUGCACCGGCACGCUGAAACGCCGCCAUUCUGCGUUUUUUGCUGAUGCUGAGGCUUACUUUGCCUCCUGCACCACUGACACCACUGUGAACAACUGUUUGAGCGAGCCGCUGUACGUGCCGGUGAAGUUUCAGGACGUUCCCGCCGAUCACUCAAACUGUUUAAUUGGAGACUGUGAAUCUUCAGCUUCCAGAAAGCAGCGUGUGCGUUUCAGUAAUAUAAUGGAGGUGCGUCAGCUGCCCUCCACUCAGGCCCUGGAGGCCAAACUGUCCCGCAUGUCCUACCCGGCUGCCAAGGACCACGAGGCCAUGCUGCGCACCGUGGGCAAGCUGACGGUCACCGACGUGGCCAAAAUCAGCUUCUUCUUCUGCUUUGUGUGGUUCCUCGCUAACCUCUCGUAUCAGGAAGCUCUGUCCGACACGCAGGUGGCCAUCGUCAACAUCCUGUCGUCCACAUCAGGUCUGUUUACGCUCAUCUUGACGGCCAUUUUUCCCAGUAACAGCAGCGACCGUUUCACCUUGUCCAAACUGUUAGCUGUAGCGCUGAGUAUGGGAGGCGUCGCCCUCGUCAGCCUCUCCAGUAUGGACAACCACGAUGAGAAUGGCGUCACAGGCUCUCUGUGGUCGCUGGCCGGUGCGAUCCUGUACGCCGUCUACAUCGUGAUGAUAAAGAGACGAGUGGAUCGGGAGGAUAAGCUCGACAUUCCCAUGUUCUUCGGGUUCGUUGGUCUGUUCAACCUGCUGCUGCUGUGGCCCGGCUUCCUCCUGCUUCACUAUACGGGCUUCGAGGCCUUCGAGCUCCCCAGUCAGUUGGUGUGGACGUACAUCCUCAUCAACGGCCUCAUCGGGACCGUCCUCUCCGAGUUCCUCUGGCUCUGGGGCUGCUUCCUCACUUCGUCUCUCAUCGGGACUCUGGCUCUGAGCCUCACCAUCCCGCUCUCUAUCAUGGCCGACAUUUGUAUGCAGAAGGUUCGUUUCUCGUGGUUAUUUUUUGCCGGGGCGGUUCCCGUCUUCCUCUCCUUCUUCAUCGCCGCGCUCUUAUGUCACUACAACAACUGGGACCCGGUUCUGGUGGGUCUGAGGAGAGUAUACGCCUUCAUAUGGAGGAAACAUCGCAUUCAGAGACUGCCAGAAGACAGCGAGCAGUGUGAAAGCCUUAUUCCUCUACACACCAUCUCCCCGAAUGAAGGAAGCUACUGUUCGUGAUCCAACACAACACACACAAAGAGGCCGAACCUCGUGGAUCGCGCCGAGCGGACAAUCUGGAAGCUUUUUCAGAGACGAUGAAAAAACUACCGCAGUGCCUACAAAUAUUAAAAAGCUAUUUAUUUUCUACAGUGUUGAGACGAACCAUCCAUUUCUACACCACGCUCGACUGAGGAGCUGUUUUUACUUUACUUCAUGGUACUCGAAGUGCUGGACUUUAUCAGUGAUUAUUUACUAAUCGUGUCAUAUGACCGGAUGUGAUGGUACGUGUUGAAUCCGAACACUAACAAAAAGAUCUGAAUCAGAGCAAAGCUUCUCUCGCUGACGGCAGGAUAUCCUUGAAUUUACACACAGCAGCGACUGUCACUAAUUUCAACACCUGCGACUGUUGAAACGAAGGCCAUCUGGAGCCGCAUCGUGCUCAUUUUCACUGUUUCUCAUGUGCGAUUCUUCUUUUUUUCUUUUUUUUUUUUGUGCAAAUCGUCCUUGUGACACAUCUGUGUGACGAGAAUCAGAAACUCAGUCCGAACUGUUCACAGUGACCUCCUUCUGUGUGUGUGUGUGUGUGUGUGUGUGUGUGUGUUAGGAGAUAUUUUUCACCUCCUUUAGGCCUCCAGGUGACACUAACAUGGUUUAAUAUUUAAACUAAAGCUGUAUCUAAUGAUAAUUAGACCAAUAACGGUUAAUCUUAAGAAAGAGUUUUGCCUUCAAAUUGUCAGAAAAUAGUGAAAAAUGCCAUAUAUCAUAUUGAAAUUACUUGUUUUAUUGAACCAAACUGAUCAAAAAUCCAAAGAUAUUCAGUUUAUUAUCAUAUAUGAAGAAGAAAAGUAUCAAAUCGUCACAUUUAAGUAUCUUUAACAAGUUAAUUUUGGGCAUUUAUUGCUUUAGAAAUAGCUAAAAAUGAUUAAAUGAUUAUCAAAUUAGUUGCUGGUUAAUUUUCUGUUACACAAUAAAUCGGUUAAUCGACUAAUCGUUGCAGCUCAAACAGAAAAUAUCCUUCAAGUUUUUUCCACAAUCUGGAACUUCAAGAGUCAAAUAAAUCUUUAUCAGUCUGACGUUGUCGGACGUUAACAUUAACGAUUUCCCGCCACACGUUAACGUCGUGUCCCGUUCCUCCUGACAGCGCUGGAUCAUGAAGACAAACUGUGAUCUCUCUUUUUUUGGGUUGUUUUUUUUUUGUUGUUUUAAUGAUGAUGAAUAUGAACUGAUGAUAAAUAAAUAAAUAACUAAAUAAAUGAAACCUUCCUGCUAUAAGCUACAAAAACCGCCUUGCUGCAAUAACGGUCGUCUGCUCAGAAAACGAGCGGUCUCCUUUUUUGUCAGAAAUCGUUGUAAAUACUGUAAACAGUCGACAUUAACACGAGUAUUUCAUGUUUGUUUUGUUUGUUUGUGAAAAUUUCAGAUGACCACUAAAGAUUCACCUGCUCAUAUUUUUCUUUUUUUAUAUUUCAUGUAUCAUUGUGUAAACGAUUACAGCCAAAUUUAACUUGCAAAUGAGAUUAUAUAUAUAUAUGUAUAAAUAUAUAUAUAUGAUUCUUAUUUUCAAAAGAAAAGAAACAAAAAAAAAGAUUUUAUUUACCAUGUUUUUUUUUUUUUUUUUGUGAUUUCAUGUUUAAACACUAAAGCUGAAGGUGAAUUAGUUCAAUGUUGUUCCUCUUCAUCCUGUUAAAUGUCAUCUUUUUUAUUAUUAGAGUGUUUUUUUCCAGCACUCAUCGCUGACUGGACGCGUGAAGUGAAGUAAAUAACCUGCCUGUGAGGGUUAGAUUAACAGGUUGAGCACUUUAAGUGAGACACAUAAACUCGUCUACUUCACGUUCAUUAUUUCAUUUUUCUUUUUAAAAAGCCGUCCCACCUUUCCUUUCACGGUUUUUCUUGAUGAUGAUGAUGAUGAUGAUGAUGAUGAUGAUGAUGAUGAUGACUUUACAGGUGGUAAUAUUUCCAUGUUGUCUGCAAAGACUUCAUCACUGGUGCUUGUGAAAUCAUAAAUAUGAUUUUUUUCUUUCUCAGGUACUUUGUCUUGUUUUUUUGUUUUUUUUGUUUAUUUUUUUACAAUCUGAACCAAUUUCUUUGUCUUUUAAGUGUCAUUAAUUAAUUUUGUUAUACAUGAUCUUAAAGAGGAGGAGAAAAAAAGCUGUAAUAGAAACUUCUCUCUGUUAUCAACUUCAGCUUCUUGUAAUUAUCUUUUUAUUUUGCAAGCCUGUUUUCAU
Molecule: messenger RNA, 3898 nt
Organism: Scomber scombrus (Atlantic mackerel)
Lineage: Eukaryota; Metazoa; Chordata; Actinopteri; Scombriformes; Scombridae
Product: solute carrier family 35 member F5-like
Exons: 16
Coding region: 240-1691 (483 amino acids)
Biological process (GO): regulation of peptide transport
Cellular component (GO): membrane
Source: RefSeq, a predicted model, not a curated record